Molecule: messenger RNA, 2649 nt
Organism: Lodderomyces theae
Lineage: Eukaryota; Fungi; Ascomycota; Pichiomycetes; Serinales; Debaryomycetaceae
Exons: 1
Coding region: 1-2649 (882 amino acids)
Biological process (GO): mitotic cell cycle; microtubule nucleation; meiotic cell cycle
Cellular component (GO): spindle pole; gamma-tubulin complex; equatorial microtubule organizing center
Molecular function (GO): gamma-tubulin binding; microtubule minus-end binding
Source: RefSeq, a predicted model, not a curated record
AUGAAUCAAUAUACCCCGUCACAGAUUAAUCGACUACAGGAGGACCCAGCUUUUAUGGAACUGAACCAAAAAAAUAGAGGGGCAACGUAUUCAUCGCCUCGAGAUUUACAUCAUAGCCAGGAAUUCACCAUGGAUCAUCAGGAUAGGCCAUUUACUCCACAAUCUGCCUUUGAUGCUGUUGAAUUGAUCGGAUUUGACUCAGAGGACACAAGUAGCGUACAUUACUCUUGCACUGCAGUCGAAGCUCCAAUAGCACAAAAGAUACCAGCGCCAUUACUUCUGGAAAUCAAUGAUAUGAGCAUACAACAAGCGUUGAUAAUAAAGGAUAUACUAUUCACCCUUUUAGGACUAGAGGGCCACUAUAUCCAAUACAGUAAGACCUACAACCGACUGUCGAUAAACUCUAGAGUCUUUGGCCCUGACUUCAAGAUUGCCAGGAAUCUAGACAUCAGUUUGAAGACAGUCACAAAGAGAAUAAUUCGCAUCGGGAAAUACUACUCUGGAUUGACUUCAUUCACACAAAUUUACAACGAUGCAGCUCAUGGGAAACUUGUGCAAGCUUUUUGUCACGCCACAGCCACAUUUUUCAAACAAUACAUCAAGAUACUCAUUGAUUUGGAGCAUGAAUUCCACCACAACUCGAAAUUCAACAUCAACACUCUUGACCAAAUUCUUUACCAGGAUGUUGCAAACAAAAUGUCACACAUGUACUCGAUUGCUAUAGCUAUCCAUGAAUUGAAUGAAGAGAGACAGAACCUACCGCGGGAGGAGUUGAUCGAUACACGCCACCGUUUGGAAACUGACAUGUACACCGAGAAAAUGAGAGUAUGUAAAGGCGGGCUUGUAUUGACGAUAAUUAGAGAUAGGAUAUCUGCGUUUAAAGGGGACGCUAUCUCAUACCAGUUCUUGACUGCACUUUAUGACGAAGUUAGUGUUGAAUACCUACUGAUGUUGAAUAAGUGGCUCACUGAAGGACGUAUUGAGGAUCCUUUUGAUGAGUUUAUGAUUAGGGUGGCUAAAAUUCCAAAAAAACUACAGUCGGUUUUCCAAAAAAAUAGCGAUUUCUAUUGGAAUGAAUUAUAUUCGAUAAAAGAAGAUGGCUUACUAGAGCAAUUUCGUGAUACCAAGAUACAGAACAAGAUAAUCAGCACAGGGAAAUACCUAACUAUGUUCAAAACCUGUACUGGUUUGCAUGAUUUUCAGUACUUGCGUGAAACUUUAGAAGGUGUGAAUAGUCUCAAUGCUCCUGACUUGAACCUCAAAAUCGAUUUAUUUGCCACUAGAGCCAACAAGAUGCUUUUGAAAGUCUUUUUUGAAGGAUACAAGUUUCCCAACUUGGUUGAAACUUUCCAAACAAUUUUCCUAUUGGAGGAUUCUUCCCGAAUUGAUUCAUUUAUGGAUUCUGCAUUUCAAGAUUUGAAGAGAAAUAAAUUCAAGAUAUCAACCCUGAAAGUUCUGAGACAGUAUAACGAGCAGUUUGGUUCGUUAUUGAAUACAGAUUGUAGCACCUCAUCAAGCAAACUCGCGGAACGGAACCAACGUUUUACAAUCACCGUUGAAAACUUUUUCAAAGCAACCGAGGAACUAAUAUCGAGGAAGGGGUCGGACACAUCGAAUUACGAUUUCAAAAAGAUGCUACAAGAGCAUAACAGUAGCGAAGAAGUACGGAAUGAAGUUGGCAAGGGUCAUAGAAGUGGUACAAAUGACAGAGUUGAUGACGCAACUUUUCUAAGUGUUGAUGUAACUGUUCCGCUCCUGUUCCCGCUCAAUUUCGUCUUGAAUAGGCAAACAUCGUACCAGUACGAGACACUAUUCAAAUUCUUAUUCAUGCUCAAGUUUGUCACCAAGCAAGUUGAAAGCAAUUGGCAUGAUAUUAAUACUUCAACGAUAUGGACAGAAAAGACGUUCCCGCCAAAGGUACAGAAAUGGAUAUUGAGAUGCAGAAUGUUGCACUCGCGUAUCCUUGCAUUUGUCACUCAUUUACAGUCGUAUGUAAUGUACGAUGUGGUUGAAAGUAACUAUGAGGAAGUUUGCAAAUUGUUGGAUGAGUAUGCCAGGCAACUAUCGUUAGCAGAGUUGGGCACAAACGUAAUUCAAAGUGAUGCAGUACUCAAUACCAAAUUACUGAGCAAAUAUGGAAUGAAUACAAUUUUUGAUGAGAGGAUCAAUUCGCGUAAGACAACAACAAUUACAACAACAGCAACAGCAACAGCAACAGCAACAGCAAGAGCUACAAAUGAGUCCUUAUCUAUCCACGAUUUGAAGGUCAAGUUGGAAACAUAUACAACAUCGAUACUUAGUGACGCGUUAUUGACACGCUCCGAGACACUACUUUGUGUGAGGGAGAUGUUUUAUUUCAUAAUUCAGUUUCAAACAUAUACUAUUCAGAUGAAGAAGAUGUUGGUAUAUAUACAUCCUGGUUUGUAUGAAACGUUCUCAAAAGAGCUCCCGGGCAAGUUUAAUAAGCCAAUGGAUGAUGAUCUGGUGCAACAACGACUUGAGUACAUGGAUGAAAGCUUUUUUCUUCGUUACCAGAAAUUUGGCGAGCUUUUAACGUAUUUCCUAUCCACUAUUAGGAAAGUUGGCGAGAGGGAAAAUAGAAAAUUACUAGAGUUGAGUGACAGGUUGGAACUGUGUUUUCCUGAGUAG